AUGCCAAGAAAAGGAAAGAGGAGUGAAUCUCAGAAACAGUGCAGAAAGCUUGAAGUUGCAUCGGGUGCCAGUAGCAGUACCAACUCUGUGUCAGGUAUGAAUGAUGCACAACCGUAUGUUGUGUCUGUUAGAGCAUCGCAUUGUCAAACUGAUCCUAGUCGUUUACAAACGUGUCCGCUGCAGCUCGCAAUCCCUUUGGAACAGGCUAGUGCAUCGAAUGGGCCUAGUCAACUUCCACUAGGCCUACACAUUCCCGCUGCACCACUGCAUUUGCCUCCGACUCCUGCACCACAGAAGUUGGCUCCUGCACCACUGCAUUUGCCUCCGGCUCCUGCACCACUUAAUUUGUCUGUUGCUGGACCAUCACCUGCCUGUGCUCCAAAGUGGGCACCAGUCUCAACCCCCCAACAAAUGCAUAAAGGAUCUUCAUCAGAUCCAGUUGGCCCAGGACCAUCAACUUCACAACCAUCAUCUUCACAACCUAAGCCAUCAGCAGAACAUGGCAAAAAGAGAAGGCGCAAGUCUGAAGCACCCGAGUGGUUUGAGCAGUAUGUCACUGAGCAGAGGAGGCAGAUGUCAGAACUCAUGGCCCUGCAAAAGCAAGCAGUGGAAGUGGCAAGCGAAUGUAACGACAUCUUAAAAUAA
Messenger RNA from Sinocyclocheilus rhinocerous, 645 nucleotides. Its product is annotated as cyclin-dependent kinase inhibitor 1C-like. The transcript has 4 exons. Lineage: Eukaryota; Metazoa; Chordata; Actinopteri; Cypriniformes; Cyprinidae. The coding region runs from base 1 to 645 and encodes 214 amino acids. The record is from RefSeq and is a predicted model, not a curated record.